Molecule: messenger RNA, 300 nt
Organism: Symbiodinium natans
Lineage: Eukaryota; Dinophyceae; Suessiales; Symbiodiniaceae
Source: the annotation of a GenBank genome assembly
AUGUCGAGUACAACCUCCAGGGAGAAACUGCGAGUGGGGCCCCCUUGUACAAAGCCGCCGCAAGCGAUCUCCAUAUCUACUUUGACCCCAGCUGCGAUGGUGGAGCUGCAGACUCCAGGUGGAUCAUCAGCUACCUGCCUGGCACCCCGGACAGGACUCUUACAAACGACUUGGACGGGGAUGGAGCUUGCAGCUACGUGGCGUACAUCUCUUCCACAGCGACCACGCCGCCACUCAGCUCCUGGGCAUCAGACAGUUCGCAGAAUCAGCCUUUCAGCGCACAGCUGUUUAGAAGCUUAG